UUUAUAUCAUGUACACACACCACCAGCGGAAUGUACAUUGCAUUAUAUAGUGUCACACACUGUGGCAUAUAUAUAACUAGAACUUUGUACAAAACCGAUCAUAACAAACAAUUGAAAGUCAUGGCGCUCAACGAUCAUUCAGAAACAACAACAAAAUCUACAUAUUCUCAGGAUGAGCUGCCGGAAUUAUUGCCUUUGUACUACAGACGUCUAUUUCCUUAUAAUCAGUACUACCGUUGGCUCAACUACGGCGGACUGCCUAAGACGUACUUCCAGAAUCGUGAGUUCUCAUUCACGCUAAAAGAUGAUAUCUACAUUCGCUACCAGUCGUUUGCCGAUCAGAGUGAGAUGGAGAAAGAAAUACAGAAAAGAUGUCCUUACAAGAUUGAUAUCGGCGCAGUCUUCACUCACCGGCCGAAGGAUCACAGGACAGUGAAAGCAGCAUCUUUUCAAGCUCAAGAGAAGGAACUUGUAUUUGAUAUCGAUAUGACAGACUACGAUGAUGUCAGGGUGUGCUGUCAGGGAGCUGAUAUUUGUGAAAAGUGCUGGCCGCUUAUGAGAAUUGCAGUCCGCAUCGUUGAUCGAGCACUUCAUGAUGAUUUUGGGUUCGAUCAUCGCAUGUGGGUUUAUUCUGGCCGGAGAGGAGUUCAUUGUUGGGUCGCUGAUGAGGCCGCCAGGAAACUAUCCCAGAAUGCACGCUCAGCAAUUGCAGAAUACUUGAGUGUUGUGAAGGGGGGUGAGAACCAAGUCAAGAAAGUGAGUCUUCCAGAGCAUCUACAUCCUUCCAUCGAGCAAGCCAAACGAAUCAUCAAUCACUAUUUUGAGGGAUAUGCUCUGCGGAACCAGGGUCUGAUGGAAGACAAAGCAUCGUGGGAGAAAGUCUUGACCCUUGUCAAUGAUUCUAAUCUUAGGAAACUACUUGCAGAGCAGAUGGAGCGCGCCAAAACAUCAGCCGAGAGAUGGGAUCGUUUAGAGAGAUGCAUUAUGGGGGAAGUCAGCAAAGGAAAUGUCAAGAAGUGCCAGCACCUUGUAACAGAGAUCAAGUUCCAGUAUUGUUACCCUCGUUUGGACGUCAACGUCAGUAAAGGAAUCAACCAUUUACUCAAGAGUCCAUUCUGUGUCCAUCCGAAAACGGGCAGAGUCUGUGUUGCAUUCGACGCCAAAGAUGUGGACAAUUUUGAUCCAUUCACUGUCCCUGAUAUUAGCCAGCUGUGCAGGGAAAUUGAUGAGUUUGACAGAAAACAAAAAGCUACAAAUGAUGAAAAUGAGCCUCCAUCAAAGAAGAGGAUUAAGGAUUAUAAGAAGACGAGUUUAUUGAAGAGCAUCCAAGUAUUUGAGCAAUUUGUCACCGGCUUGGAAGGCACACGGAAGGGCAAAUUAAUUGAGCAAAGUGAUAUCAAAAAAGAAUUCUGAGCAUUUCAACAAGUCAAGCAAGAAGACUUUCGCCAUGGUAACAUAAUCAAGGUUUACAAGGAGAUAUGGUGCAGUCUGCAGCCAACCAUGCCAUAGACACCUGGCAAACCCCUCCACUUAGCAAUAAGUGUGCCGUUUGGUUCUAAGUGUGCUACACAACACACAAGACCUGCUGCUUUAUGUCCCAUAUGAAGAACAAUACAGUUACAAUGUAUAUACAAACUCCAGGAUAUAAGUGCCACUUCGGACCCAAACCCACACAACACUGAAACUGUCUGGUGCACAAGUCCACUCGGCCAUGCCAUUCCAUAAUUGAAUAACAACAGUAAAAAUAAGCUGUUAAGAAAUCAUCCAGACUCCCUCCUUGUUGACACCAUGUCACCUACGGAAAUCCAGAGAAAGAUGGUUAGUAUGGAAGUUGGCAAAGUGUUUAUAAACGGGAGUUAAUUUAACCAAACCCCAAUGUUACACUGUAUUUAAUGAAAGUUGUCUCAGAAUCAAACCUUAAAAUGGAUCAAAUUCAUCAGUGUUGUAUUUUACAUUUUUAAUAUCUUAUGUGUACACUUUCUAUAUAAAGCAAAUAUAUUGAGGUUGGUGAAUAUUCCUGAAUUCGUCUGACCCUAGAGUAGACCCUUGCUUCAUCAUGAAACCCCAAACAACAAAUUUAAUCACAAGUUAUUUAUCAAGUAAAUUGGUUUCUGUUUCCGUCAAAUUCAAUCUGAGGAUGAAGUGAGAUUCCGUUGUUUCUUAAUUUACAUUACAUAUUUUCAUGAUUAAAAACACAAACUUUUCAAUAAAAACUGUUGAAUAAUAGGAGUAAUUACAGACUUGUAGUGCAGCUAACUGUUUUCCCAACUACCGGUACUGGUCUUAACCAAGCCAUAUAAAUAAAAUGCUUAAGCAUCUAUGCUUUGUAGCUUUUAGAUUUGACCAAAGUCAACUAUAUUAACGCUAUCAUUUCUUAGCCUUUGCACUCAUUUUGAAAACCUAUACUUUCUUACCAGUGACUUCAAAAAGGUGAAUGGUGCCAGAUCUAAAGCCUGUAAGCACAGACAACUUUUGCUUAUCAGAAAUAGCUUACCAACCAGAAUACUAACAAUUGCCAUUGCUGCAACUGGUACCCUAGUCAUUUCUUGCUUAGCCAAGAUAUUUGCUUAGCAGAGUCAUUUGCUUAACAGCUUUAUGAAAUUUAGCCCAGGUUUGGAAAAUAGCCUAUGUUCAACUAAAUGGUGGCAACCUUAGCACACUUCAAAGCUUCAAGUUGUAUGACUUGGGACAGACAAUUAUAAUGAUUAUAAUUAUAUACAUGUACAUGUACACAAUAAUACAUAGAGACACGCAUUGUCCUACUGAUUAAGUUCAUGUCUAGUAUAUUGUCAUAAUAAUUUCUUAUGUGUUCUGUACAAAAUAAAGACAUGUUUAGGAUUUAAUUUCUUCUUGUAACUAGCACCACGACGUUUAAUGGGUAAAUACAAUCUUCAAUAAUCCAGUUGAAGCUAGGCACUCUCUAGGAUUCCUAAUUGGCAAAGGAAAUUCACCAUUGAUAACUUAAUACAGUGUAAAUUUGGGUUCGGGCGUUGUAGUUUUCAGAGUAUAUAUUGUGAGUGCAAAUUGUAGCCAGCACGUCUAUAAAUUGAAAUCUAAAAACUUGUACAAACUCGUUAGUGAAUAUAGUCAUAUCUAGGCACCAUUUUCUACCAUCUGCAACAAUGUGAUAUCCUGCAUGGAAUGGCUGGCUUAUGGCUCAAGCCAUUGUAUUCACAGUGGACUGCUUUAAGUUCCAUGAACAAAUAUAACAAGAAGAUGCCAGCUAAGCAUUGCUAUAAAGCUUACAAAAUAUGGUUCACAAUUAUGAGCAUAUGUUUAUAAGCAUGUCUGGAGUUGAUAUCAACGAUUCUUUAAAAAAGGGAUUCAUGUGGUUUGGCAAACCGAGAAUAAUCAGAAGUAAAUUAUGUGCACAAAACCAACAAGGGUGCCUUUGGAUAUAAAGUACACAAUUGGAAAAUGACAUUAAACUGGUUGCGUACAUGGCAAAAAUGGGUACAUUGUAACUGGUCCCCAUAAUGUUCCCCUUGUCAUUUAAAAAAUCUUAAUGACCAGGCUUCAUUGUCAUGGUUCUGGUUACUGCAGAGAUCUAUCUGCGCUUAUGGCUCAUUGAGUCGUGAUUCUGCAGUAGAUUCUGCAGUAUUCUGUAAUAUUCUACAGUGUUGCGCAGUAAACAAAGCUAUGACACUGGUACCCGAUGUCAAGCCUAGAUGUAUACACAAUUUCUUGGCUCAUUGUACAUAACUACAAUAUUAUAUAGUACUAACAAAUAAAAACAGUCGAUUGCAAGAAUGUACAUUUGUUUAUCUUCAUUAAAUUUCCUAAAUUGUGUGCAAAAAACAAAAACACCUACAAAAAAACAAAAGUGCCGGUGUGGCGGUUUCAGUCUUCCGCCUUGUUCAUUUUUCCGUGACUCAGUACGGCACUAACAAUUGACUACUUUCGCUUGCCGUGCGCAGGCGUCGCAUGACGUAAUGUUACCGUAUUUGGUCAUUCGGAAAACUGAACACGGCGGAAAGUUGAAACCGCCACACCGGGUUAGGGAAUGCAAAAUACAACUUCAUUAUACAUGUACUGUUUCUGCCACAACUAACAAACAUUUCAUUUUUUAAGAAAAGUAAUGGUAACUAAAAGAAUGUGUGUACCCCCAAAUCUAUCCACACAACUUGGAGCCAACUUUUAAGGACACAAAUACAUGUACUGGAAAUUAUUCUCACUUUGACCUUAACAAUUUUUUUUCUUCACUUUUCUGCAGAUUUCACUACUGCUACCCUCCUAUUUUAACUUAACUUGUAGGCCUUUAUUUAUUGAGAAAUUAAUUUACCUUACUCACUAGUAGAAAACAAAGUGAUUUUGUUUUAAAAAAACAAAGUCAAACUGGCCACUGUGGAGAUUCUGUUUACAGAUUACAUCCAAAGGAGGAGUGUUGAAAUUGCAGACUGUAUGUAUUUCUUACCCAUGUUAUGCCCCAAAAUGAGUACAGUUAAGCCUGCUCUAAGUUGCACUUAAAAGGCCUGUCCCAACUAUAGAUGGGUCCCAACUAUAGUUGGGACAUUCAUCAAUGAACCAUUCUGCAUUCAUGAUUGGUUAGCUGUUUGUAAACUGGCACAUUACACUUGGGAUUAGGAAAGUCUUAAUCAAUUACUUUUAAAAUGGUGAUUAUUUGAAUUCACAUAUUUACAUCACAACAAUUUGGAAGAUUCCAAUACAGAGCAUCAUGAAGAGUUUUCCCACCGAGAUCCUUUUUCAAAUAAAGGCAGGCAAACCGUGCACUUAUAAUCUGUGGAUUUCUCAAAUAUAUGUUGAACCUUUGCUUCCAAACCUUUGAUAUUGUACACUAAAAAAAAAGUCAUUUGGAGGACUAACAUAAAACAAAUUUACUCGAUGACAUACCCAAUUUAUAAGAUCAGCUUCAUUUCACAAAGGAGACCUUGAUUUUGCAAAUUCAGUCAACAGACGUGAAUUGCUAACCGAUAUGUACACAUAGCUAAGGCUCUAAUAGACCUUAAUUAAAAGUAUUAUAAUCAGGCCAGGUUUGCCGUAGCACAAUGUGUAAAUCUCUUUGGGGUAGUGUUGGUUCUGAAAAGAACCUGUGGUUGGAAACUCAACGUUUUGAUCAGUAUGCUCACAUCAUCGUCAGGAGAAAGUAAAUAUACUCUAAAAAAAAAUUAAGUUUCACAUUCUACUUGAAGAAUUGUGAUUUUUUUCCCAAGGAAAACAAAAUCAGGAAACAGACUUCGGUAGGAAGAAUAUCUUGCCUGGUCAACAAGAAUGUUUGUGUUUGACAAGCUGAGACAAUCUAGUGAGUGACUCUUCAUGGUGCGCGGUGUUGUGCAUCGUCUACAUUGGUUUAAAAAGUCAACCGAGAAAAUUACACUAGUUUUCAAAAUAUAUAACAUUAAUACUGUGAUUGAGUUGUGUGUACAAUGGUUUAAAACAAAAGGCACCCAUCCUCAACAUCUCAUCCUAUUUACAUACCAAAGUGAAGCGGUUUGUGCAGCACUGUUCUCUAGGGCAAAUGCUCUAAAAAAAUCUCUAAAAAUUUACAUCUCAAAGAACUCAUCUGGUGAAAAAAACCUAAAGUAGUUUGAAAUGAGCGUAUAGAAGCAACAGUUAUGAUAUAUUUCAUACAUAUUAUCAAACCAAGCGACUUGCGCUAUCUACCAACUAUUCAUCAAGCCAAAGGCACUCUUUAUAUUAUUUCAACUCCUGAGGAGUAUGCAGCACCAUUAGCCAAGUUGGCACACCCGUAGGUAAUCAAUCUCAACCCUCAUGGGUAACCGUUUACUCUCCUAGGUAACGACUCCUGAGGAGUAUGCAGCACCAUUAGCCAAGUUGGCACACCCGUAGGUAAUCAUUCUCAACCCUCAUGGGUAACCGUUUACUCUCCUGGGUAACGAACAGAUAUUAAGAUGAAGGGUCCUGCUCAAGGAAACGAGUGAAUUCAAAACAUUUACGCUGAUGAUAUAGCCAUCACGCUAAGCACAAGUUAUGAAGUAACCUACCAAGACAGAUUUGUCUCAGUGCUUAACAGGCUGAAGACAAACAACAGUGACGAUUGGCCAAGGAAGUUAUUUUCAUUUUAAAAUAAUGACUUCUUGAUUUUAUAUUUGAGUAUAUUUGUACAACUGGUGAUUAUUACUAAAAACGCUAGUUAAUCAUUCUUGGUACAGACCCAUCACAAGCAGAAAAGACUGGCCAGGGUAAAGUUAGUCUCGACACUAAGCAAACACCAAACACCAUAAUACACUCGGUGUUAUUUCAGUGUUUGAAGCAGAUCUCAGAAAUAUAAACAACACAACAUUUAGAAUAAAAAACAUUUCUAAUUAAAUAAUCAAACACGACUUCAUAAUGCUCUCAGACUAAACUAUCAACAAUAAACUUUUACGGGGGAAAAAAAAAAAGUGAAUUUACACACAAAUAAAAUAAUGUACAAAAUUAACACUACUGCUUUAAAACAAAUUAUAUUGUAUUAUCUUAAGCUUUUAGAUGCUGUUAAGCCUUGGGUCUUCAAGAAAUACAGCAAGUUAUGAAAGCACACUUCCAUAAAACUGCUUUUUUACUUUCAAAGAUCGCACACAUUUGGUAUCAGAAUUUUGUUUCCUUUUGUUGAUUUGUUUUGUCACUCAUUAUUUAUCUGAUAUUGUUUAUCUUUUGUUGAGAAGAAGAUUAGGGUAACAACCAGUACCUCCCAGAUUUUGGAAGUAGUGUUUCACUUUUUACCUUGGAAGUUUCACAAUAAAAAUCUUUGAGAGGAAAUAAAAAUUGAUUUAAAAAAGAAAUCAUUG
Molecule: messenger RNA, 6746 nt
Organism: Asterias rubens (European starfish)
Lineage: Eukaryota; Metazoa; Echinodermata; Asteroidea; Forcipulatida; Asteriidae
Product: DNA primase small subunit-like
Exons: 12
Coding region: 31-1413 (460 amino acids)
Biological process (GO): DNA replication, synthesis of primer
Cellular component (GO): alpha DNA polymerase:primase complex
Source: RefSeq, a predicted model, not a curated record